Molecule: messenger RNA, 1602 nt
Organism: Cylindrotheca closterium
Lineage: Eukaryota; Bacillariophyta; Bacillariophyceae; Bacillariales; Bacillariaceae
Source: the annotation of a GenBank genome assembly
AUGACAAUACUUCCACGCUCCAACGGUUGGAUUGCCACCAUCGCCACCAUCGCCACCACCAAGACAUUCACAGCACUGUUGCUGUUAGCAUUCGCCACAAAUUUCUGUCAUGCCGUCAUUCCUUGUCAAGGCACCACGCAACGGCGUCCCUUUACCAAUUUCUUGGAGCUCCGAGUUGCCGUUUCCCAAUAUUUGAAUUCCAAUGGUGCAGAUCCAAGCGUCCGCGCGGUCUUUGGCUUCCCCAUCGGUUGUUGGGACGUCUCGCAAAUGCAGACUCUGAGUCCCUUGUUCAUGGGAUUGACCAACUUUAACGAAGACAUUUCAGAAUGGGACGUUUCCAGUGUGACCAAUAUGGACAAUAUGUUCUUUGGAUGCACCCGAUUCAAUCAGCCAUUGGGCAAAUGGAAUACUCAAAGUCUUUUCACGGCCUCGCGCAUGUUUGGCAAUGCCGCCAGUUUCAAUCAAGAUUUGAGUGGAUGGAACGUGCAACGACUCGAGAUCAUGUCGGGAAUGUUUAGCGGGGCGUCGUCAUUCAAUCAAAAUUUGUGUUCCUGGGCGACGCAAAUGAAAGAGACGAUUGUUCCGGAGCGAUUGGCACAGGCAUUCUCGUCGACGUCGUGUCCCAUGAAAAAUGAUCCAACCUGUUUUCCGGGCUUUGGUUGUUAUGGAAGCUAUUGCUACAAUUGCGAUGCCACACCCAGUCCCACCAGGAAUCCCACACCACCACCCACGUUGCCACCGCCCACGCCACCACCCACCACUUUGGCGCCCACACCCCCACCCACCACCGAAGCUCCUUCAGAUUCUCCAUCUACCUCGCCUUCGUCAGUUCCGACCAAGGCGCCAAAGGGAAAUCCAAAAGAGCCCGAUCCUACCUUGGCGCCCAGUGUGGAGCCCAGUAUGGCACCCAUUAUGGCACCGAUCAUGACGCUGGCACCCUUUGGUACCCCACCACCCACGCUUCCGCCGACUCUUCCACCCACUCCACCACCCACUCCACCACCGACUCCACCACCCACUGUGUUGCCAAGUACGACGCCCAGUUUGGUACCAACCAGGGCACCCAAGACGCCCAAAACACCAGCUCCACAAGUUCCCGUGCCUCCCACUUUAAUGCCAUCCAUGGUGCCCUCUCUGAUUACCUAUGACAAUGGCUUGGCACCGACCUUAACUCCCAGUGCUGCCGAAACGGAUGCUCCUACAGUGGCUGCUACGAACAAUCCAACGAUUGCCUUGACCAAAGCUCCCACGAUUGCACCGACCGACUCUCCCAGUGCGGCACCCUCUGGUGGUAGUCGCCCACUAGAUCCGACUCCAACUACUGUCAAUCCGCCAGUGACCACACCCACUACUGUCAAUCCGCCAGUAGCAGCAGCAUUGACGAGUUCGCCACUGCCGCCUCCGUCACCACGACCUACGACCGUUUCACCACCCGUCUUUACUCCUACCAUUAUCGUUUGGGAGGACGAUGAUUUUGACAAUAGCUUGGUGGCGGCCACGGGAAAUGGUCGAUCCGGGGCCUAUUCAAAAUCGACGGUCACUACUGCAACGACUUUGGCAAGUACAAUCAUGCUGGUGCUGCUGCUGCUCUCAACACUAUAA